AUGCGGCCUCGCGAAAUACUCUCAAAGGUCGAACGCGAUGCACUAAGAGAACUCAAGGUCGACAAGGACAUCGUCAUCGUGCCCGCGGACAAGGUGCGUUCCACCGUCGUACUGGACAGAACAAACUACCUUCAGAAGGCCAAAAGCCUACUGGAGGAUCGUCAGUUUUAUGUCCCAUCUGAAACCAACCCCGUAAAAACGCUGACACGCGAAAUCAAUGCGACACUGUUGGCACUGGAGAACUCGGGUGCAAUAACACCGACCGACCGACGCAUGGCGAGAGCCCAAGAAGCGCCAACUUCCUGUGCACGUGUCACCCUUUUCUCCCACUGCCUCUGA
This is a messenger RNA of Spirometra erinaceieuropaei, 339 nucleotides long. The record is from the annotation of a GenBank genome assembly. Lineage: Eukaryota; Metazoa; Platyhelminthes; Cestoda; Diphyllobothriidea; Diphyllobothriidae.